This is a messenger RNA of Knipowitschia caucasica, 1254 nucleotides long. Lineage: Eukaryota; Metazoa; Chordata; Actinopteri; Gobiiformes; Gobiidae. The record is from the annotation of a GenBank genome assembly.
AUGAUUUUGUCUGCUGGGGAGCUGCUGUCAGCGUGCCACGAGCUCCGCUGCAGAUACGGCUGCAUCAUGACGAGAAACGGCACCUUCUGCUUCUGCGCUGAUGGCUUUGAGGUCGGCGACGAUGGCACGAGCUGUCGAGAUCAUGAUGAAUGUGCCAUGUACGGCGCAUGCAGCCAGACCUGUUCCAACACCUAUGGGUCGUACCGCUGCAGCUGCGCCGAAGGAUACGCUCUCCAGCCUGACGGGAGAUCAUGCCGAGCCAAGCAAGAUCCUGGAGACAGCAGACCAGUGCUCUUACUAGGGGGCCCCAGUCGGAUUGUCCAGACCAGCCUGAACGGCACCGGCCUGCAGCCCCUCCGGUCCCUGGCUGCCAAUGGCUCCGUGUGGCUGGACUUUCAGCAGAGCCAGGAGACCGUCUGCUGGCUCCUGUCCACUGAGAGCUCUGGGGCCCUGCGUUGUGCGGAGACCAGGAACCUGCGCGGAUUCACCCGAGAGCGUGAGAUCAGGACCCAGAGGAGCUUACAGAAUGUGGAACAAAUGGCCAUCGACUGGUUGACUGGAAACUUUUACUUUGCCGACCGAGUGAAUGAUAAAAUAUUUGUCUGCGAUCGGAGAGGAGAGACCUGUGUGACCAUCGUACAGCUGGACCUGUACAAUCCAAAAGGGAUUGCAGUGGACCCUCUCAUGGGGAUGCUCUUCUUCACCGACUAUGGGAACGUGGCCAAGCUGGAGCGCUGCAACAUGGACGGCUCAAACCGCACUCGCCUGGUGGACCACAGAAUAGAGCAGCCCACCGCCCUGACCCUGGACCUGCUCAAGAAACUGGUGUACUGGGCCGAUGCCUACCUGGACUACAUCGAGGUGGUGGAUUACAAUGGCAAGAACAGACACUCUAUCAUCCAAGGGAGUCAAGUCUCCUACAUCAGUGCACUGUCUUUGUUUGAGGAUUUCCUAUACGCCACUCACUCGGACCCCUCCAGCGCCUCUCCCACCGUGGAGCUGCUGCAGAUCCAUCGCUUUAACAUCACAGCGGCCCCUCGCACCCUCACCAGUCUGGGCAACUCUCCGGCUCUGUGCGUCUACCACAAACUCACACAGCCAAAAGUCAGGACUCAUUCAUGUGCAGUGGAUUCUUAUGGACGAGCGGGCGGCUGCUCCCAUCUCUGCCUCCUCACCGGAAGCUACAAGUCUCGGAGCUGUCGCUGUCGAACGGGAUACAUCCUGGGAUCAGACGGACAGUCCUGUAAAAGUUAG